AUGUCGACCUCGUACCAAGAGGCUGCCCAAAGCACGGGCUACUACCCUCUCACCCCUGCACCGACUGCUCCACGGCCAUCACAAGCCUCACCGGAUUCACAGGGCGCCAGCACGUCCGCGGCGCAACCGCAGUCGUCGCGCCAGGUCACAGAGGAGGCCCGUAAAGACCGCUCCCUGGCCGAAUUCCUCCUUAUGCUAGAUGAUUAUGAGCCUUUGGUACCCAACGAGGUGACGGACUACUAUUUGCAGCGUGUAGGGUUCGAGUGCGAGGACGUGCGACUGAAGCGUCUGCUAUCCCUCGCCGCACAGAAGUUCGUCUCGGAUAUUGCUGCGGACGCAUACCAGCACGCUCGCAUACGGGCGAAUACCGCUGGGGGCCGGGCACGGACAACCCAAUCAGGGCCUGCGUCUGCCCGGGACAAAACCAAGACCACCUUGGCGAUGGAGGACCUCAGUGCUGCCCUUGCAGAAUAUGGUAUCACGUCGCGCAAGCCGGAGUUCUACAUGUGA
This is a messenger RNA of Sparassis crispa, 510 nucleotides long. RefSeq names its product Transcription initiation factor TFIID subunit 10. Gene Ontology annotation, cellular component: SAGA complex; nucleus; transcription factor TFIID complex. The transcript is spliced from 4 exons. Gene Ontology annotation, biological process: transcription initiation at RNA polymerase II promoter. The record is from RefSeq and is a predicted model, not a curated record. Bases 1 to 510 code for a protein of 169 amino acids. Gene Ontology annotation, molecular function: RNA polymerase II general transcription initiation factor activity; promoter-specific chromatin binding. NCBI's taxonomy places the organism in Eukaryota, Fungi, Basidiomycota, Agaricomycetes, Polyporales, Sparassidaceae.